AUGUCACAGCUCAUCCCGAUCAUCGCUACCGUGUUCAUCCCUUUGACGUCCUUGACAUCGUUUACUAUCUACCUCUCCACACAUCCAACAUCACCAGCUCGUGCGCUCUUUCAGAAAUCGAUAGCUCUACCUACCCACAACGGUGAGGGUCUUGAUGGAGAACUGGAAAAUGUCGAAAAAGAUCCUUUCGAUAUUCAAGAUCCCAUAGUCUGUCAAGAUGGUACCGCAGUCGAGCCUGAACGCUUUUGGACGUCGAUGUGGAGACGCAAGCUAGCAGUGUUUAUGUUGAUGAUUCCGCCAUUAGUCUGCAACAUUCUGCUGUUGGUUUUCACCAUCUUGUCUAAAAUCCCUGAUGAAGAGGAGAGAACCCGAGCUAUCCUUCUUCCCUCACUGCUACUACCGUCUCAAGCCGUAACUCUGCUCAUCGCUUUCUGGCACCUAUCGCAACACACAACGGAACCUCAUUGGACGACCACCAUACAUCUUGCUGUUGAUAUCUUCAUGCAGUUUUUGAUUCUCGCAUGUUUGGCUCUCCUCCCAUCGACACCCUUUCCUUCGGCUCCAUCUGCGAUUUCUGCCUGGUUCGUUCAGGCUGAUAUCUUCAGACUUCCAGAAUUCAAACCAAUUGAUAUAUUGAAAAUCGUACUGCCGAUCCUCUACGCAGCCCCUCUCUUAGCAAUCCUCUCGAUCCGUCGAGGGCCCCCUUUGUACCUACCUCUUGAAGCGUUAUAUCCUGCCAAAAUCAUCAAUGCUGUUCCAGCUGGUACCGAUUCUCUUGACUCAUCCAAGGCCAACGUCAGUGCUGAAGUACAAGCAAAUGUGCCAGAAUGGCUCUUAUUUGGAUACGCAACACCUGUCAUAAGAAAGGGAUACGUCUCAGAGAGCCUGGAUGUCUGGGAUCUUCCUAUCUUGCCUAAAGGGCUCCGUGCUCUGUAUAAUUACAAACACAUGAAAGUAAUAUACGGCCGAUCAAGAGGACGUCUCGGUAGAAUGGAGGGAUUCAAUCUGCUGUGGAAAGUAGGGAAAGCCAACUCAACUUUGCUCGUGGCUCAAACUUCGAUUGCCAUCGUUACCGCUUUCGGCUACUACCUUCCCCACUACAUCCUCUUGAAAUUCGUUGAGUAUCUCGAAAACGAUCCGUCCCGUUCCGCACCAGCGUGGGGAUGGCUUCUCUGUUUCGGCCUCUUCAUGUCUAAUGCUAUCAUGUAUAUUGCUACCGGAGUGACCUGGUCGAUCAGUUCCACCUAUCUUCAAGGACGAAUUAAGUUACAGCUCAACACCCUCCUCUUCAGUAAGACUCUGAGGAAGAAAGACAUAGCAGCUGCUGGAGACGAUAAGGGACAUGUCGGUGACGUAAAAGCGGAAGCAGUCAAGGAUCAACAGAAAAAAGAUGCCGGCGAAGAGGAGAAUGAAGACGAAGAAGCUGUCACUUCUAAAACGCAGAUCAUGACAUUAUUCACUGUUGAUGUCGAUCGAGUCACUGAUUUCGUUUUCCACCUCUUCGCGAUCGUAGACUCUCCGGUAGAAAUUCUGGUUGCUAGCGUUUUCGUUUUUAAGCUACUAGGCGUGUCAGCUCUUUACGGUCUUCUAGCUGCUAUCUUAUCCCUACCCCUCAACCACUUUGCAUCAAAAAUUGUGGUUCGAGCGCAGGAGAAUCUAAUGAAAACGCGAGAUCAACGUACUGCCUUGAUGAACGAGAUCUUACAGGGAAUCCGAAUGCUGAAAUUUAUGGCAUGGGAACGAUCAUUUGAAUCACGAAUUCAAUCCAUCAGAAAGAACGAAUUAUCAUGGCAAGCUCGGAACUACCAAAUCGAGGUCCUCUUCAAUUGUAUAUGGGCCUUAACUCCUGUUUUAGUGACUGUGGUUUCUUUUCUGCAUUACACCCUUGUGCGAGGUCAACGUCUCACACCUUCCACUGCAUUCACCGCCGUCGCUGUUUUCGCUGAAUUGCGAUAUGCUUUAAACGCGUUGCCGGAAACAUUUAUUCAGGCUUUGCAAGGUUUUGUCUCAUGUCGUCGUAUUGAGAAAUACCUUUCGUUGGACGAGAUUGCGCCGAUUGAAGAGAACGAUGGGAAGGGAGAUAUAGUUUUGCAAUCAGCCACAUUCACCUGGCCAAGGGAUGAUUCUGCUUCUGCUUCGACAAAUGAUGGUAACGCCCGAUCGACGGCUACAACGCCCAAAAACGCAUUCACCCUCGCUGAUUUAUCACUUCGAUUCCCUCACGGAAAACUUUCCCUCAUCUGUGGCAGACUUGGUUCUGGUAAAUCCCUCCUUCUUGCUGGCCUGCUCGGCGAAUCCGACCUUUUGGCUGGGCAAGUUGUGUGCCCUCGAUCACUGCCUGACUCCAUGACGAAUCCAGACGAGAAGAUUUCUGAUCAAGAAUGGAUUGUGCCCAAUAUGGUUGCGUUUGUUCCUCAGCAGGCGUGGCUACAGAACGCCUCUAUUAAAGACAAUAUAGUGUUUUCGUCCCCAUGGAAUCCACAACGAUAUCAACAGGUCAUCGAAACAUGUUCCUUAAUCACGGAUCUGGAGAUACUCGAAGAUGGCGAUCAGACCGAAAUAGGUGAAAAGGGACUUAAUCUUAGUGGUGGUCAAAAAGCACGAGUAUCGCUCGCAAGAGCUGUGUACAGUCGUGCUGGAGUACUGCUUUUGGAUGAUGUCUUGAGCGCCGUGGAUGCGCAUACCGCUCAUGCUCUCAUGGCCAAUUGUAUCCAAGGACGAAUCCUGGAGGGAAGAACAGUCCUCCUUGUCUCGCAUCACACUGCCUUGGUGUCACCUGGUGCUGCGUAUAUUGUAGCACUCGAGAAUGGUGACGUCAAAUUCUCGGGCACUCGGAACGACUUUGUCGCCUCUGGAUUGAUGGACAAAUUAGAUGAGGAAGAUACAAAAGCUAGAGCUAUCGACGGCGACAAAAAGGAAGAGAAAACGGUAGAGGAAAGCACUGUUAAACCAUCUCACAAAAGUGUCGUCAGCUUGAGUGGAGCGGCUGGGUCGGAGCCUGGGUCAGAGACAAGCUCCCUUGCACCGGAGGAUGAGACGACACUGGUCAACUCAACUGAUGAUGUGAAACAAAAGACGCCUCGGAAGCUCAUUGAAGAUGAGAAACGAGCCCGAGGUAGAAUUGCUUGGGCCGUCUGGAAGACUUACUUUAGCGCCUUGGGUGGACCUGUAUGGUGGAUUUUCUUCAUUGUGUCCUUGGCUAUGGCAAUGUUUGUGCCUGUCGCCGAGAAAGGGUGGCUCGAGUUCUGGACCGGCUCAAACCUCUCUCCGUCACAGGGCGGUCAUAGUACCCAAUUCUAUGUGGUCGGGUACGCAGCAAUAACCAUUAUAGGAGUAUUUGCAGCAAACAUACAGUAUGCUAUCAUCUAUUUAGGCUCUCUUCAAGCAAGUGGAAAGAUACAUAACGCCAUGCUCGAAUCCGUCUUGUUCUCCACCUUACGGUUCCAUGACACCACUAGCAGAGGCCGAUUGUUGAACCGAUUUGGCAAAGACAUCGAAGGUUUGGACUCUAGUACUGCAGAUAAUCUUGUUCGAAGCAUGGCAUAUGGAUUAAAUGUAAUGGUCACCUUUGUCUCCAUCACCUACGUUGGAGGAAUUCCUUUCAUCAUCGUUGGAGGAGUUAUUGUGGCGAUUUACUACCAAGCAGGUUCCAUAUACGGCCAAACAUCCCGAGACAUGAGGCGACUGGACUCGGUCACUCGAUCUCCUUUGUACUCGCUAUUCGGUGAAACAGUUUCCGGUGUUGCCGUUCUUCGAGCUUUCGGUGCCAGCACUAUCUCCCUCAAACAUAUGAUGAGGCUUGCCGAUACCAAUCUCUUGGCUUUCGCGUGGUCAUGGACCGUCAACCGAUGGCUAUCAGCGCGAUUCAAUCUUCUUUCAUCGGCCCUGGUCGGAUUCACUGCAAUUGCUGUCUUGAUAGCGCCUGGCGUAGAUGCUGCGAUGGCCGGGUUCGCCCUGGCCUUCGCCGGUACAAUCAGCCAUGAUCUGCUGUUUGUUGUACGACGAUUUGUUCAGCUGGAACAGAGCAUGGUCGCAAUCGAACGAUUGAAGGAGUUUACAGAACUCAAACGUGAAGCUGCCGAAUUCAUAGAUCCAAGGCCACCCGCGUCAUGGCCGAACUCGGGCGCGAUCUCCGUCGAGAAGCUGAUUAUCCGUUACGCUCCCGAUCUACCCAAUGUACUGCAUAGUAUUAGCUUCGAAGUCAGGCCCCGUGAGAAGAUAGGUAUCGUAGGUGCUACCGGUUGCGGUAAAUCCACUCUGGCCUUGAGCUUUUUCCGGUUCGUUGAGGCUACUGAGGGUCGAAUCGUAAUCGAUGGCAUCGACAUCUCCAAAAUCGGGUUGACGGAUCUCCGAAGUCGAGUUACCAUUAUUCCUCAAGAUCCAACUAUUUUAUCUGGUACCCUAAGGUCGACUUUGGACGUCUUUGAUGAGUACGAUGAUGCAGAUAUAUAUGCUGCUUUGAGAAGGGUACAUCUCAUACAAGAGAACGAGACGGAGCUUGCAGACGGUGCAGAAGAUCAUGAUGAGGCUAGGAAUAAGAACGUAUUCAAAGACCUGUCCAACCCCGUUAGCGAAGGAGGAGACAACUUCUCCAGUGGAGAGAAACAGCUUAUAUGUAUGGCUCGAGCGAUCUUGAAACGUAACAAGGUCUUAUUCAUGGACGAAGCCACUGCUUCCAUCGAUUUUUCCAAAACUAUUCGGGAGGAAUUUUCCGAUUCCACAAUUUUGACGAUUGCGCACCGUAUACAUACCAUUAUCGAUUUCGAUAAAGUCCUUGUUAUGGAUCAAGGCCGAAUUGCCGAGUUUGCUAGCCCUGCUACUUUGCUUCGAGAUCACAAAUCCAAAUUCUACUCGCUGUGUAAAGCUACCGGUAGAACCGAAUUCGCUAAUCUCAAAACCUUGGCAAUGGAGGCCGACAGGAAGAAGAGAAGAUCUUGA
This is a messenger RNA of Kwoniella shivajii, 4938 nucleotides long. RefSeq lists its product as uncharacterized. Gene Ontology annotation, molecular function: ABC-type transporter activity; ATP binding; ATP hydrolysis activity. The transcript is spliced from 33 exons. The coding region runs from base 1 to 4938 and encodes 1645 amino acids. Gene Ontology annotation, cellular component: fungal-type vacuole membrane. Lineage: Eukaryota; Fungi; Basidiomycota; Tremellomycetes; Tremellales; Cryptococcaceae. The record is from RefSeq and is a predicted model, not a curated record. Gene Ontology annotation, biological process: transmembrane transport.